GGAGCGCUGGAACGGCUGUACCGAGGGCGGAAAUGCUCUCGGCGGAAGUGGUAGCUGCGCAAGUUGUGGGUGGAAUGACCGCGGGCCGGCUCCUUCGAAGGCUGUUGCGAGCACCUUCCAGGUCCAUGGCCCAGAGCGCAGUCGGUGGCGUGUACCCCUCCAGGGGCUUGCACGCGGAGCGCGGGCCUCGAAGGCUCUCCAUCGAAGGAAAUAUUGCCGUGGGAAAGUCCACCUUUGUGAAGUUACUCACGAAAACUUACCCAGAGUGGCACAUAGCUACAGAACCUAUAGCAACAUGGCAGAGUGUCCAGGCUGUUGGCACCCAAAAAGCCUUCACUGCCCAAAGUCUUGGAAACUUGCUGGAUAUGAUGUACCAGGAACCAGCACGAUGGUCCUACACAUUCCAGACAUUUUCUUUUAUGAGCCGCCUGAAAGUACAGCUGGAGCCUUUCCCUGAGAAACUGUUACAGGCCGAGAAUGCAAUACAGAUCUUUGAGAGGUCCGUGUACAGUGACAGGUAUAUCUUUGCGAAGAAUCUUUUUGAAAAUGGUUCCCUCAGUGACAUCGAAUGGCAUAUCUAUCAAGACUGGCAUUCUUUUCUCCUGCAGGAGUUUGCCAGCCAGCUCAGAUUACAUGGCUUCAUUUACCUCCAGGCUACUCCCCAGGUUUGUUUGAAGAGACUCCACCAGAGGGCCAGGGAAGAGGAGAAGGGAGUUGAGCUGGAAUAUCUCGAGCAGCUUCACAGUCAGCACGAAUCCUGGCUUGUUCACAAGACAACCGAGCUCCACUUUGAGGCUCUGCUGAACAUUCCAGUGCUGGUAUUGGAUGUCAAUGAAGAUUUUUCUGAAGAAGUAACCAAACAAGAAGAACUCAUGAAAAAGGUAAACACCUUUGUAAAGAAUCUGUAGCCAGUACUGGGAUGUUCUUGCCGUGAUCUGGAUUCUCUGACUUUCCAAAGCUGGAAAAAUCCUGAGUCAUGCACCUUGCCAUCUUCUUUUACCCCUGGAGUCCUCUCUGACACUCAGGUCCAUGGUUUGUGUUAGCCUUCGACUUCACAAUUAUUGUCUUUUAUAUCUCAAGGACUUCUAAAAUAAAGUGGAAGUUUUGCUUCCUUUCCUAAUCCA
Callorhinus ursinus (northern fur seal) is the source of this 1124-nucleotide messenger RNA. It is a transcript of the gene DGUOK, whose product is annotated as deoxyguanosine kinase. Gene Ontology annotation, molecular function: deoxyguanosine kinase activity; ATP binding. Gene Ontology annotation, biological process: nucleobase-containing compound metabolic process. Gene Ontology annotation, cellular component: cytoplasm; mitochondrion. The record is from RefSeq and is a predicted model, not a curated record. NCBI's taxonomy places the organism in Eukaryota, Metazoa, Chordata, Mammalia, Carnivora, Otariidae.